Molecule: messenger RNA, 2040 nt
Organism: Hibiscus syriacus
Lineage: Eukaryota; Viridiplantae; Streptophyta; Magnoliopsida; Malvales; Malvaceae
Exons: 10
Coding region: 304-1992 (562 amino acids)
Source: RefSeq, a predicted model, not a curated record
UUUAACAGAAAACAAUCACAUUGGCUUUCGGGAACAAGUUCGAAAGUUAAAUGCUUCAAAGAAAUGUGUUACUGGUUUAUCUAUUGAUAUGUGUGAUAGAGGUUUGAUUAUCCAUACAAUGUUUGCUGUAUUUUUUUUUUAUCUAAACUGUGAGUUGAGUGAUUGGAUUUGCUUCUAGCUUCCAGCUGAAUAGUAUAAUUCUUCAUUGUACGUCUUUUUGUUAGAAUUUUUGUGGGGUUGUUGUGAGCGAAUGAUAGGGUGAAAGGAAAUGAGUGAGCAACUAGGGGUUGGGUUUGAGAUACAAUGACUGGAGGGUCAUUGGGUCUACGUACAGGGAGUUAUGGGUCAUUGCAGAGCAUAAAAAAUGUUAUUGCUGGCGGAGGAAGAUUGUUGCACUCUAAACCAGUUGUUAGUGCACGAAAGAACCCAAUCCUGAUGCUUUCAGGUUCUAGGGAAAAGGAGAGAUCUCUCCCCUCCAUUUGGUAUCGGUGUUUGGGUCACCGGAAAGUUUCCAUGCUGUUUCUGGUUGCCUUUUCCCUUUUGGUCUUCGUCUUGGGUUCUUUUCUUGUCAACAAAGAAAGCCGUAGUCCAACUGUUGAUCAACGGAUUGGAACUAUGAGCAUGACUCAUUAUCUGAACGGUGCCCAUAGUGAAGCUAAUAGUGUGAAUGGGGGUGAUGGAAAUAAAUUUAAAGUAUCUGAUUCUAAAGGUGCAAACCAUCCAUGCAUGAAUUUCACAUUUCCUCCUCCCCCUCCACCUCAUCUUAGACGGAUUGGGCCUCGGCCAUGUCCAGUAUGUUACCUCCCCGUGGAUCAGGCCAUAGCUAGCAUGCCAAGCUCCCUAUCAGAAUCUCCAGUGCUUCAUAAAUUGGUGUAUGUUCAUGAUGAAAAUCCAAUCAAAACUGAACCACAUGGGGGCUCUGACUUUGGUGGAUAUCCAUCUCUAAAGCAAAGAAAUGAUUCGUUUGAUAUAAAAGAGUCAAUGACAGUCCACUGUGGAUUUGUCAAGGGAAGUAAACCUGGUCACCAGACUGGAUUUGACUUUGACGAGUCUGAUCUGGAAGAGUUGCAGCAGUUCCACGAGAUCAUUGUUGCAUCGGCUAUAUUUGGGAACUAUGACGUGAUACAACAGCCCAGGAACAUCAGUGAACUAACAAAGAAAAAUGUUCCUUUCUACAUGUUUAUUGAUAAAGAAACAGAAGCAUAUAUGAAGAAAAAAAGUGUGCUGGAUGACAUUAAAAAGGUGGGCUUGUGGAGAAUUGUUGUGAUUCACAAUGUUCCUUACAGUGAUGCAAGACGUAAUGGCAAGGUCCCAAAGCUUUUGUUACAUAGAAUCUUCCCAAAUGUUCGCUACUCUUUAUGGAUUGACGGAAAGCUCCAGCUUGUUGUAGAUCCUUAUCAAGUUCUUGAGAGAUUCUUGUGGCGCCAUAAUGCUAAUUUUGCUAUCUCGAGACACUACAGACGAUUUGAUGUCUUUGUAGAGGCUGAAGCAAAUAAAGCUGCAGGAAAAUAUGAUAAUUCAUCGAUUGAUGCACAGGUGGAUUUUUAUAAAAAAGAGGGAUUAACACCAUAUUCUGAGGCCAAGCUUCCUAUAACUAGUGAUGUUCCUGAAGGUUGUGUACUCAUAAAGGAACAUAUUCCAAUCACAAAUCUUUUUACCUGCCUGUGGUUCAAUGAAGUUGAUCGUUUUACGUCUCGGGACCAAUUAAGCUUUGGUAUGGUGAGGGAUAAGAUAAUGGCGAAAGUUGAUUGGCAUAUCAAUAUGUUUUUGGAUUGUGAACGACGCAAUUUUGUCAUACAGGCAUAUCAUAGAGAUCUACUGGAGCACAUGCCUCCACCAGUUGUGAUUCGACGCCCACCGGCUUUGCCAAAUACAAAUGUCCAUGGAAGAAAUCAAGGGAAGAGGACUCCAAGACGUGGUAGGGAUAAGAGAUCUGGUUCGAGACGUCACCGUAGGGCUUCUGCUGGUAAUAGAGAUGGCACUUUCUUUUAAAUGCUUUUUGAACCAAAAAGAAGAGAAGAGAAGAGAUCUCGUUCUCUU